This is a messenger RNA of Andrographis paniculata, 1891 nucleotides long. Its product is annotated as alanine--glyoxylate aminotransferase 2 homolog 1, mitochondrial. The record is from RefSeq and is a predicted model, not a curated record. Gene Ontology annotation, molecular function: pyridoxal phosphate binding; L-alanine:glyoxylate transaminase activity. Lineage: Eukaryota; Viridiplantae; Streptophyta; Magnoliopsida; Lamiales; Acanthaceae. Gene Ontology annotation, cellular component: mitochondrion. Gene Ontology annotation, biological process: glyoxylate catabolic process. The transcript has 9 exons. The coding region runs from base 140 to 1582 and encodes 480 amino acids.
UGACUCAACUUCGAACCCAAUACAGAUCAUCCGAUAAGCUACAAUCAUCCAUUCCUCCACCCACCGCCAGCAUUCGAUUAUUAUUUAUUGGAAUUGGAUGCAAAUUCAGUGACGAGUGACGACACCGUUUCUAUUAUCAAUGGGGUUGGGGAAGAAGCUUCUGAUCGGAAGAUGUGCGCGAGCAUUCGUCAGUAACCGUUCGAGGCGGUGGCUUUGCAGCGGCGCAGCGGGGCUGCAGCGCGGCGAAUCCACUGCCGUGAAUCCGCCGGAGAUUCCGGCCUUCGAUUACCAGCCGAAGCCGUACAGCGGUCCGUCAGCCGAUGAGGUCCUACGGAAGCGCCAGAGAUUUCUAGGACCUUCUCUGUUUUAUUACUACAAAAAACCACUUAAUAUUGUGGAAGGGAAGAUGCAGUAUUUGUUCGAUGAAAAUGGAAGGCGAUAUCUUGAUGCAUUUGCAGGAAUUGUGACGGUUUCUUGUGGCCAUUGCCAUCCCGAUGUGUUGGACGCUAUUGUUGAACAAAGCAAACUUCUCCAGCAUGCAACCACAAUAUACCUUCACCAUGCUAUUGCUGAUUUCGCCGAGGCUUUAGCAUCUAAAAUGCCGGGAAACCUCAAGGUUGUGUAUUUUGUAAAUUCAGGGACAGAAGCCAAUGAGCUGGCUAUGCUGAUGGCGCGACUGUACACCGGUAAUCUUAACAUGAUAGCCUUGAGAAAUGCAUAUCACGGUGGAAGUUCUAACACAAUAGCAUUGACUGCUCUUCACACAUGGAAGUAUCCAAUUCCUCAGGGUGAAAUUCAUCAUGUUUUGAACCCAAACCCGUACCGCGGAGUGUUUGGUUCUGAUGCAAAGCGCUAUGCUGAAGAUGUACAAGAUCACAUCGAACAUGGAACCUCGGGCAAAGUUGGCGGUUUCAUUGCGGAGACAAUUCAGGGAGUUGGUGGAGCAGUUGAGUUAGCUCCGGGAUACUUAAAAAUGGUUUACGACAUUGUUCAUAAUGCUGGUGGUGUCUGCAUUGCCGAUGAGGUUCAAACUGGCUUUGGCCGCACAGGCAGCCACUAUUGGGGUUUUGAGACACAGGGAGUCAUUCCUGAUAUUGUUACCAUGGCUAAGGGCAUAGGCAAUGGUUUGCCACUCGGAGCAGUGGUGACGACUCCUGAAAUCGCCAGCGUCAUGUCACAAAAAAUACAGUUCAACACUUUUGGAGGAAAUCCCGUCUGCUCAGCCGGAGGACUUGCAGUGCUGAAUGUUAUUGAUAAGGAGAAACGUCAGCAGCAUUGUGCCGAGGUUGGCUCUCACAUGAUUGAGCGUCUUAGGGAUCUUCAGCAAAAACACGAUAUAAUCGGCGAUGUGAGAGGAAGAGGCUUAAUGGUGGGGGUAGAGCUUGUGAGCGACAGAAAACAGAAGACGCCCGCCAAGGCAGAAACUGCAGUGUUAUUCGAAACUCUCAGAGAACUCGGUGUUCUUGUUGGGAAAGGCGGUCUUCAUGGGAACGUGUUCAGAAUAAAGCCGCCGAUGUGUUUUACCAAAGAAGAUGGAGAUUUUCUGGUGGAUGCAUUGGACUACGCCAUAUCGAAGCUGUGAAGAAAUGUCAUUCUGCAGAUCGUGCCAUGAUCGCGAGGCGAACAUUUGUAAGAAUAAUGUGUUGAAGCCUCCCCCCUCCCACUCCCCCUGCUUUAGAACCAUUUUUAUGUUUCUCCUUUCAUUUGCAUUUACCGAAAAUAAGUUAAUUCUUAUUUCGAUUCGUGUUUUUUUAGUAGAAAUGUUGCUAAGUGAAGCUAUUUGACUCGAGCCUGCGAGAAGCUCGAUUAAUAGCAAUGUUUAUGCCCGUAGAUAAUCCGAAAUCGAGUUCAUCAUAGAUAUGAAAUGUUUGUGUUAACAUUUUCAAUUGAA